ACUGCGCGGGAAGUCGUACAGUAUUGUGAAAAAGAGUUGUUUAUGUGUUGGCAGUAUAUAUGUAAAUAUUUUCACACACGAGUGUGAAAAGUAACAAUGCCGGAGGUACAAUUAGUGAAAGUGAUCAGCUGUAAUUUUCAGGAUCCAAAGCAUCAAGUAACAAAUCUGCUCCGUGGGAAUUUUGGAAAAUGGCUGUGUCCUCUUCCAAGAAAAAAUAUGUCAAUGGAGGCAGUGUUUAUGAUGGAAAGAGCUUGUGUUAUAAGUGGAAUAAACAUAGGAAAUUGUGGUUCAGCGUUUGUGACAGUUUCUGUAUCACAUUAUGGAUCAUCAGAAUUUGAAACACUUCUGCCAUCAUCAGUUUUAAUGGAUCGACAACAGACUAAAAGUGGGUCAGGAAAAACAUCUGUGCUGAUGUUUUCAAGAGAUAAGUUCUGUGAAAAUGUGAGAGAAAAGAAAUGGGGUAUCAUAAAAAUUACUUGUACACAACCAUUUGAUACUCAUGUUCCAUUUGGUUUGAGUUUUAUCCACAUAAUAACAUUUGAAAAAGAUACUGUCUUUGCUGAUACGAGUGGAAAAGAAAACAGGAUUAUGGCAAAAAGGAACAUGUACAAUAAAGCAAGCAUUUCCAGGCCACAGUCAGAUGUUAUUCAAAAAGUAGCUGCAGCUUCACCACGUUCACUGGAGCUCAUGAAAGCUUGUAUGAACCUUCAUAAUUCCGACAACAGAGAGAAGAUAUCAGAAACAGUCGAUUGUGCUAAAGAAAUGCCAUUAAGAGAAAAUGUUUCCAGAACUGAAAAGCUAUCAAAUGGUCUGUCUGGUACAGAUUCAAGGCGCAGUAAAUGCCCAAUUUGUUGUGGUUCAUAUGAGGUAACAGAAAUUGAAGCCCAUGCAGCACAGUGCACUGGUGUGUCAAACAGCAAUUCAGCUAUUGAAGAGAAUGAUGAAGUGAUGUGUCCAGUAUGCAAGUGUAAAUUUAGUUCGGAAUAUAUUGCAUCACAUGCUGAUGCUUGUGCAGAGAAGCGACUUGACAGUACCACAAAAAGUGCAAUCUCAAGCCCUCAGGCAGGACGACACAAAUCACUGAAAUUUGUAAAUGCAUAUGAAGAGCAAGGCCAGAAAACACCUCCCAAUAAGGAAGAAAAAGACUGUGAUAUUAAAUUUAGACAUCGAGUUAUAGCUUUCCUUGACACUGAGAAUGUGUUGGCAAAGUACAUGAAACAUAUAACAAUUGGUGAACUACGAAGAUUGUAUGAACAAACAACAAAAGAGUCACUUCAGAGUCACGAAAUCAAAAAGUUUGCUGCAGUUGUAAGAAGUUAUCUUAGAGCAUACACGGAUUCAGAGGGAAAAAGCAGCAACAGUAAGGUUUCAGAUAAUCAGGAUGUUAUAGGAAGGCAUCCUGUAUGUAGGAGAAAUCUUCUAAGUUUAGAAGAUUCCGCAAAUUCACAAAACAGGGAUGAUUGUGAAGAAGAUGAUUUCAUCAGCAGAAAUGUUAUAAUCCAUGCAUCACCCACAACGCCGACCAAAAGAAUUGACUCUCUUCACACACCUAAAAGAAAGAAUUUGGAGAGUGGUCCUUUUAGGAGGAAACGAUUGGCUAAUGGUAUGCACAGUUCAGAUGCCACUUAUGAUGGUAGUAACUCUGAACCUAAUACAGUGCACACUAUAUUGGAGGAUGUCGCACACAUGGUCCAGUGCCAUCUGUGUGAAGAGUUCUUCAGUAUAGCAGACAUAGGAAAUCAUUCUUCAACCUGCAUUGUUCCUGCUGACAUUCAUCAGCUAAAUUCAGAAAGAGAGAUCUGUCCAAUAUGUGAUGAACUGAUUGCGAAGGAUUGUAUUGAGCAACACGCUGCUCUCUGCGCGGAAAAUAAAUUUGGGUAGUGCCUGAUUAUUAGUUGUAAUUAUUUUCCGAAUUGCUAUCAUGUGAACAUCUUCCGGAGAAAUUACCUGAACCUUGUGGCCUUGUGGUGCUGUACAUACAACAUGUUUAAUGGAGUUGUAAUGAUUUUUUUGUGAUAGUCUCAAAUAUUUUAUGUACAUGUCUGUGUGUGAGUUACUGUGCUUGCUGUCAGCAUAUUCACUAAACUUUUAUGUAUUUGUAAUUAUUUAGCACAAAUAGUUGGGAAUAUAUGAUGUUGGAGUUCAGUCAUGUAAAAUUUUCUAAAUGAUAUUAUAGUCUUCUUUUGACAGUAAAAUUAUUUAUUUGUACAAUCCACUAUUGUAUUCAGGUCAUGGGGCCACCAUUAUCAAGUGAAAACACUUUCCAAAUUCUGAACAGUUUCCAAAUUCUAUGUCUUUUGAAAAACACAAAUGGAGACCUUGGUAUUAAGCAUUGAGUUGAGCUCUGUAAGGUCAUUAUCUCUCAAGAGCUUUGUUCUCAGAUUUUGUUAUUCUUUUACUAUCCAUUUAGUAACAUGUACAAUUGGUUGUGGAUGCGUCUGAAUGGAUAGUUUGGCACCAACUGUGGGCUAGGGAUAUGCUUUGUGCAUGAAAGCCCACGAAGAUGGUGAGAAGAAAAAAAAUCAGCCAAGUAGAUGUGAUGGCAAUAGUAGUAGUACACCACAGACCAGCUGUAGUAGAGGACCAGUAACUCAUAGCCAGUCACAGAGCUGUCCUGAAACUGUAACAGGACCACCUGAACAAAGGUUCUCCAGAAGCAGCCACUCGCUGCAGUGUAGAAAAAGAUCAACCCCUGGGAUGACCAGGAAGAGAACGAAAAAAACAUUGCGACAAAGCUUGUAGAGAGCUAAAGGCCCUGCAGAGCUCAGCUUCACUCAUAAUACCCAGGGCUCCGUUUGUCCGUGCGGUUCGAUAGAGUCUGUCAUCUUUUUCAGGAUAUACAGAAGCUGAAAGUAUUUCCAUUUGGUAAUUGCCACACAGCCAAAAUUGCAGUAGUGGGUGUACAGAUAACAAUUCUACAAUCAAAACAGGACCAUGAUGUCAUUUACAAAAUGUCUCAAUAUAGUUUAUCAUGGUGUUUAUAAUCAUGUGGAAAGUUUUACUUUGUUACAAUACUAUGAAACCAAAGAAUUUAUGUAGAGUAUAUAUUGUACACUUUAUAAAAGAAAUGAUGUAAUAUUU
Molecule: messenger RNA, 3081 nt
Organism: Schistocerca nitens (vagrant locust)
Lineage: Eukaryota; Metazoa; Arthropoda; Insecta; Orthoptera; Acrididae
Exons: 11
Coding region: 97-1881 (594 amino acids)
Biological process (GO): single strand break repair; base-excision repair
Cellular component (GO): nucleus
Molecular function (GO): damaged DNA binding
Source: RefSeq, a predicted model, not a curated record